Molecule: messenger RNA, 846 nt
Organism: Clonostachys rhizophaga
Lineage: Eukaryota; Fungi; Ascomycota; Sordariomycetes; Hypocreales; Bionectriaceae
Source: the annotation of a GenBank genome assembly
AUGUCGCCAAACCAUAUUGCGGAAGCUGUCGCGAUGUGCGAGGAGCCCUGCGACUCGGCAGCAUUGGAGGCUUGUAGCAUUGGCAUGGUCGAGGGUCUGUGCCAUCCAGAUUCCGCAUUCGUCAAGGCAUUCAGGCCCUGCGCGACAUGCCUGCAGAACAUCCCCCAGCUUCCUGUCAAGAUCGAACCGUCAGGGCUCUCUCCAUUUCUCUCAUUCUGCGGCAUUGAGAUCAAUCAUCUCAAGAUACGGCAGCCUCCCGACGACAGUAAUGGCGCAUCGUGGCACUACAAGGUCCAGAUUGCGUCAACAUCUUCUGACCAGUCGACGACAUCCUCCAAUCCAUAUAUGUCUGCACCAAGUGUUUCGUCCACUGAUUCAGAUAGUAGUGCAGCCAAAUUACGUUGGAUCGCCGGCCCCAUCAAAGAAGCAGAUACAUCGGGCACCCGUCCGGUACGACAGACCAAAGCCACAGCGAGAGAAACAGCGGCCGCCACAACUCCAGCUACACACCCAAAUACCGAAGCCGCAGAGCAGCACGCCUCGAUCCCAGAGCAGCAAAACACUGACUCCGAUGGACAAACCGCUACCGCAGAGCAACAAGUCACCCCCAUUAUAUUACAAAUCGCCAUCGCAGAGCAACAGAUCGCAGCCGCGAAGCGACAUAUCGUCACCAUCCGAGACUGCGAUCCCCUUCAAGGUGGUCUUGGUACAAGCAGCAAGACAGAACAGCCGAGACCUCACCAUCCCGAUGGUCUUGGUACAGAACCUCGGAAAGACCCAUUGCGGACUCUCCUACACAAUGGUCUUUGCACCGACAGCAAGAAAGUCCACGCGAGAAGGGCGUAG